Molecule: messenger RNA, 168 nt
Organism: Prorocentrum cordatum
Lineage: Eukaryota; Dinophyceae; Prorocentrales; Prorocentraceae
Source: the annotation of a GenBank genome assembly
GCCGCGGACACGGGGUGCGGCGGUGUCUUCACUCAUUCCCUGCUGUUCUCGAUCGCCGCGCUCCAGGGGGCGGGCGAUCGGGGCUACUCCAUCCGCUCGCUGUACGACCGCACCGUCGCGACCUGCCGCGAGCACUUCCACGCCGCCCAGGCCAUCCAGCUGCACGCG